Messenger RNA from Salvelinus fontinalis (brook trout), 3023 nucleotides. Its product is annotated as oocyte zinc finger protein XlCOF6-like. Lineage: Eukaryota; Metazoa; Chordata; Actinopteri; Salmoniformes; Salmonidae. The record is from RefSeq and is a predicted model, not a curated record. The coding region runs from base 1 to 1635 and encodes 544 amino acids. The transcript is spliced from 2 exons.
AUGAAUAACCGUUUGUGGAUGAUGUACUUGGAUGCUGGUUCUUCUGAUGUUCACACAGGAGAUGAUGUUGAGACAUUCUCUACAUCCAGAGAGCAACAGCAGGAAGAUCACAGAGCUAAGAGGUCUCACCACUGCCCACAUUGUGAGGAGAUUUUUCCAGUUAUAUCAAAGCUAAAAAAACACCAAAAAAUACAUACAGGAGAGACUCUGUAUUCCUGCACUGACUGUGGGAAGAGAUUCACAACACCAGCUCCGCUAAAAGUUCAUCAGAGAACACACAAAGGAGAGAAGCCUUACUCCUGCUCUGACUGUGGAAAGAGUUUCUCUCAACUGCGUCACCUAAAACAACAUGAACGUAUACACACAGGAGAGAAGCCUUACUCCUGCUCUGACUGUGGGGCGAAUUUCUCUCAACUGGGCCACUUAAAACGUCAUCAAGGUAUACAUAAAGGAGAGAAGCCUUACUCCUGCUCUGACUGUAGAAAGAGUUUCUCCCUCUCGAGCUACCUAAAACAACAUGAACGUAUACACAGAGGAGAGAAGCCUUACUUUUGCUCUGACUGUGGAAAAUGCUUCAUAACAUCAAUUGUUCUAAAAGUUCACCGGAGAACACACACUGGAGAAAGGCCUUACUUCUGCUCUGACUGUGGAAAAGGCUUCACAACAUCAUCUGAGCUAAAAGUUCACCAGAGAACACACACAGGAGAGAAGCCUUACUCUUGCUCUGACUGUGGAAAAGGCUUCACAACAUCAUCUGAGCUAAAAGUUCAUCAGAGAACACACACAGGAGAGAAGCCUUACUCCUGCUCUGACUGUGGAAAAUGCUUCACAGCAUCAGGUCAGCUAAAAGUUCAUCAGAGAACACACACAGGAGAGAAGCCUUACUCCUGCUCUGACUGUGGAAAGAGUUUCUCUCAACUGCAUCACCUAAAACAACAUGAACGUAUACACACAGGAGAGAAGCCUUACUCCUGCUCUGACUGUGGGGCGAAUUUCUCUCAACUGGGCUACUUAAAACGUCACCAAGCUAUACAUAAAGGAGAGAAGCCUUACUCCUGCUCUGACUGUAGGAAGAGCUUCUCUCAACUGGGCUACUUAAAACGUCACCAAGGUAUACAUAAAGGAGAGAAGCCUUACUCCUGCUCUGACUGUAGAAAGAGUUUCUCCCUCUCGAGCUACCUAAAACAACAUGAACGUAUACACAGAGGAGAGAAGCCUUACUUUUGCUCUGACUGUGGAAAAUGCUUCAUAACAUCAACUGUUCUAAAAGUUCACCGGAGAACACACACAGGAGAGAAGCCUUACUCCUGCUCUGACUGUAGGGCGAGUUUCUCUCAAUCGAGCCACCUAAAACAACAUGAACGUAUACACACAGGAGAGAAGCCUUACUCCUGCUCUGACUGUGGAAAAUGCUUCACACAAUCAUCUGAGCUAAAAGUUCACCAGAGAACACACACAGGAGAGAAGCCUUACUUCUGCUCUGACUGUGGGGCGAGUUUCUCUCAAUCGGGCCACCUAAAACAACAUGAACGUAUACAUACAGGAGAGAAGCCUUACUCUUGCUCUGACUGUAGGAAGAGUUUCUCUCAAAUGGGCCAGUUAAAAAGACACCAAGGUAUACAUAAUGGACAGUAGCCUUACUCCUGCUCUGACUGUGGAAAAUGUUUUAAAUCAUCAACUGAGCUAAAUGGUCAUCGGUCAUUCGUUACCUCUUUCAUGCCCUGCCUCCAGUCCACUUACCGAUAUCUGAACAAGAGAGCCUCAUCAAAAUUGCAACAAGCGGUUCUGUGAAAAUUGAAUUUAAUCAGAAGCUACUGACAGAUUUCUGGAUUGGGCUGCGCUCAGAGUAUCCUGCCUUGUCAAAUCGCGCUGUUAAGACACUGAUGCCCUUUGCAACCACGUACCUAUGUGAGGGUGGAUUCGUGGCCCUCACUAGUAUACAAACUAAAUACAGGCACAGACUGUGUGUGGAAAAGGAUUUAAGACCGACUCUCUCCAAUACAAUCCAACAUUGCAGAGUUAUGUGCAUCCUUUCAAGCACACCCUUCUCAUUAAAUUGUGAGUUAUUCACAAUUUUCAAUGAGCAAGUAAGGUUUUAUAUGUAAGAUGGCUAAAUAAAGAGCAAAAUUGAUUAUUGUUAUUUGUGCCCUUGUCCUAUAAGAGCUCUUUGUCACAACCAGGCUUGUGGGAAGUGACAAACUCAAGCCUGUGUGACAGGCUAACAAUAUUUGAGAGUGCGCAGACCCUGGUGCUAGAGGGGGGACGCAGCUGGAGGUUGAAUGUUUGAAGGGUUACGGGACUAUAAACAUUUUAGGAACCGCUGGUCUAGAUAAUCCCAGUUCCUGCUGUGUCAUGCUGAUGGGAAGACUAGGGUAUGGAGAACCAUGAGUGCAUGCACCCAUGCCGUGUGUCAGCAUUGCAGGGUGGUGGUGAUGGUGUAGGGUGUGUUUUCAUGGCACACAUUGGGCCCCUUGAUAAAAGUGGAGCAACGUUUUAAUGCCACAGGAUGUCUAAACAUCAUUGCCAAUCAGGUGCAUCCCUUUAUGGCAGCAAUGUAUCCAGCUGCAAAUGUAUGUUUUCAGCAGGAUUAUGCCACAAGGCUUGUCCAGGAAUGGUUCCAUGGGAACCAUGACAGGGAAUUCAGCUUACUGCAGUGGCCUGCCGAGUCACCAGAUCUCAAUCCAAUUGUGCAUCUGUGGGAGGAGAUGGAAGGAGCUAUUCAGAGUAGAGAUCCACUCCCAGCCAACUUGACACAGUUGUAGGAAGCAUUGGAGUCAACAUGGGCCAGCAUCCCUGUGGAACACACUCAAUAUUAGGAAACUGUUUCUCAUGUUUUGUACACUCCGUGUAUAUCAGAUAAAGAUAGUGUGAUGAUCUGUUGUUAGGCAUUAGUUUGGGUGGAUUAUUUUAUAUUACUAAACAAGCUAUGAAUCAACUACUUGUGUUUAUUGAUCUGGUGGCAGGCAGCCUAACGGUUAAGAAUGUUGGGCCAGUAACAUAAAGGUUGCUGGUUUGAAUCCUGA